Messenger RNA from Carassius auratus (goldfish), 2329 nucleotides. RefSeq names its product cell surface glycoprotein CD200 receptor 1-A-like. The coding region runs from base 868 to 1857 and encodes 329 amino acids. Gene Ontology annotation, molecular function: signaling receptor activity. The transcript is spliced from 7 exons. The record is from RefSeq and is a predicted model, not a curated record. Lineage: Eukaryota; Metazoa; Chordata; Actinopteri; Cypriniformes; Cyprinidae. Gene Ontology annotation, biological process: regulation of neuroinflammatory response.
AUGCUAUUAUUGGAACGUUUGGUCUGUUGAUUGGUGGACAUUAUGACAAUAAAAUAAUUUAAACUCAGAUUAGUAUUACAAGUCCACUUAGGUAUUUGGUUAAGUAUAUUUCUUAAGCUGUAGCUGUGUAAUUAGCCUAAUAAUGUAUAACCAGACUGUCAUUUUCAAAAAUGUACCGCUUUAGGGUAAAAGUGUCCUUAUUGACCUUUAUUUUGUGCAAUUGACUUUCUGUUGAUCCCCUACUUGACAUUUUUCGAACCUAGUAAAGAACGGAUAAAAACGAUCAAAACAGCCUUGUUCAUAGAUUUGGAGAUUAGGGUUAUAGGCCACAAUAGUCUCAUCACUCUACCAUCUAAAAAAUAAAAUCAACCAGUAAGUAUUGCUAUCAACACAUCAAACACUGCUAAACUGCAGUCUUCAUGCACUAAGAAAGCGCUCUCACAUGACAGCCGUGGUUACCAAGACAGGAAGUCAGCAUUUUCAUGUGGGAGAAGAUAUGAAAUUAUAAAAAAAAAAUGGAGGAGUGCACAACAGCGUCACACUGCUGAAGGAAACAAAAGGAAGAGAACUCAGACAAGUGAAAGAGAAUGAGUGAAGUUCGAUAGAGCGAUAAGCAGAUGUGAAAAACAUUUGAAACUCCACAAAUCAGUAUGCGUUAAUUUAUCCUCAAGAUCUGGAUCGAGUCGGUCUAAAUCUAAAUUGAUAGUACGGGAAAAAAGAAAACAUGACAUUUCAGGAUCGCUUUUGAAAAUGAUGCUUUGAAAAUACUUUUACUUCAAGUACAUAGAAGGGCGAAUAACCUGCGAGUAUAGAGAUAAAGGACAUUUAAAGGUCAGAGAAGAGAAGUCUGACCGAAGAUUUGUAGCGAUGGCGAGUUGGACUUUGACGGUGAUUUUCCUCCUAAGUAUCUUUAUGGCAAGAAGUCAGACGAAAGGAGAUCAAGACAUUGCAUCUCGACAGAAUAAAGAUGCGAUUAAACAGCUGACAGAUUUCAAAGAGCGGACCUUUAUUCCAGGCAGCAAUGUGACUUUACAGUGUGGUAAUGUCACUGACAUCAAGUGGAAUGAACUUAUUUAUAUUGUGUGGAACAUCAGCCUGCAAGGGAGAAAAUGUUGGCUUGGUUUGGCACGCGAGCUGGACGACACAUGUAAAGAUGGAAAGAGGCUGUUAAACACCUCAGAUGGAGUUUAUUUAGUCAUUCCCAGGAUUUCAUCAGAAGAUGAAGGAUUUUAUUCUUGUGAUCUUUCAUAUAAAGCAGGAACCUAUGCUGUAAAUGUGUCUGUGAGCGUUGCCCAACUUUCCACCCAGCUGGACAGUGACAUUAAUCAAAGGACUGCUGUCUGUCGGGCCAACUACACACAAAAGACAGCACCCACUCUUCACUGGGAACCUGCCCUGAACUUUUCCUCCAAUGUCAGCUCUGUCGAGAAGCAUGGCAGGUUUUUUACUGUGGAGAGUCGAGUAUAUCUGCUGGACAAUGUCACCAUCAGUGAGCUCAGCUGUGUGGCCACAUACUCCUCCGAGUCCGGCUCGGUUCAGCACAAGAGCACACUUCAUCUUAAUCAAAAUCUAUCAAACAGAACACAAGAAAAUGACUUUUCUCCAUUGAUAAUUAUUGCCAUAUCAGUCGGAUCUCUUUGUUUUAUUCUUGUAUCUCUGGCCAUGGUUUACAUACUCAGCAGAAAGCUUAGCGACUUAAGUGCACUGAAGAAGCUUUGCUGCAAAUCCAAAAUCUCGACAGCAGCUGAAGACAAACCACCCCAGCCCGCCGAUGUUGAAGAGGUGGAACCCUAUGCAAGUUACAUACAGAGAGUCAACUCCAUCUACAACUCCUCAGCUGAGCUCUUCAACGCCUGAGACACACUCGCUUUUCAUGAUGAAUCAGGAUACCAGAAGAGAGCUGAGGGCAAAGCUAUGUCUGUGGUCAAAAUUACACAUGAAAAACAAUACUAGUGGAAAAAUAGUCAUCUCAAGAGAGCAUCCCCGAAGCAAACAGCGCCUGACUGAGAAGCAAAAGUCACACUGACUCAAAAGAUGAAAGGCGAUGACAAAGGAACGUUUCUCUAGUGUGUGAGCAGGAAUAACUGGGACAACUUCAGCGUCAGCGAUAUCACUAAUAUGUAGAUUUGUAGAAAACGGGCCUGGUUCGAUAUUAGUCAUCAGAACUAAUCAAAUUUGUACAUAAUUAUUUAUAUCAGAGUGUUAAAAGAAACAAAACCCAGCCGCAAACAAUGUUUUCCUUGAUAAAUACUAACAAUGUAGAGAACCUAUUGUACAUUGCACAUAAUUAGAAAUAUGUAAAUAAACUUUAUUAUUGUACUUUUCAGUA